GGUGGGGGGAGACUGUCCAAACUGGGACGUCCCACUGCAAAUGUCUUUUUUGUGAACUGGUGAGCUUGUUAUAUCUUCCCGGGCCCCGCAGACGGCUGACUUCUCUCCUGGUGUCCCUGCUCUGCAAAGCUGAAGACUUUGAAGAUGAGGGUGUGGAUUGUCUUCCUCCUGUGCCUGGCUGGCCAUGCCAUGGCUGCUCCUGCUGAGGAGGAGCCCAUCAUGGAAGAGCUGGUUACAGAGGAGCCAGUUGUCGAGGAGCCAGUUGUUGAGGAGAUCGAGGUGGGAGCCAACCCAGUGCAGGUGGAGGUUGGAGAGUUUGACGAGGCCAUUGAGAUUAUUGAAGAUGUUGCAGCUGAGAAUCCUUGCCUGAACUACCACUGCAAAAAGGGCAAAGUGUGUGAGGUUGAUGACAGCAACACCCCCAUGUGUGUGUGCCAGGACCCCUCCACCUGCCCCGCUGCUGAGGGAGAGUUUGAGCAUAUCUGUGGCACUGACAACAAGACAUACGACUCAUCUUGCCACUUCUUUGCUACCAAGUGCGCUCUGGAGGGAACCAAGAAGGGCCACAAGCUGCACCUCGACUACAUUGGACCUUGCAAAUACAUUGAGCCCUGCCUGGAAAAUGAGCUGAGCGAGUUCCCACUGCGUAUGAGGGACUGGCUGAAGAACGUUCUGGUAACUCUGUAUGAGCGAGAUGAAGACAACAACCUGCUGACCGAGAAACAGAAGCUCAGGGUGAAGAAGAUCUACGAGAAUGAUAAGAGGCUGCAGGCCGGCGAUCACUCUCUGGACCUGCUGGCCUAUGAUUUCGAAAAGAACUACAACAUGUACAUCUUCCCUGUCCACUGGCAGUUUGGCCAGCUUGACCAGCACCCUGUUGAUGGAUACCUGACCCACUCUGAGCUCGCCCCCCUGCGCGCCCCUCUUAUUCCCAUGGAGCAUUGCACCACCCUCUUCUUUGAGCAGUGCGAUGCUGACAGCGACAAAUACAUCGCCCUGGAGGAGUGGGCCGCCUGCUUCGGCAUCAAGGAGCAGGACGUGGACAAAGACCUUAUCAUCUAAGUUCCUCUGACAAGCAACAGCAGCAUGACACACAACUCUAGUUGCUACUAACCGGACGGUGCUGAUCCAUAAGUUUAAUAAAGAAAAGAAGAAACAGUUAAGGUGCUAAAUGCAAAUUCUUUUUGUUUUUUUUAUUGUUUAAAUAAUGAUCUUUCCUACCUAUACCACUAAAAAAAAUUAUUCCAAAAGAGAAACGUGCACAGUUUGUACUAACCAUCGUGUGUUCAUGAACAUCUGAAUUCUCUUGUUUGUUGAAGAAAACACCCAUUAAGAAAACUAAAAGACCUCUGAUGUAAAUUUACGUCGUUGACAAUAUUUUAUGCUGUAUUUGCUAUGAUGUGUUCAGGGCUUUUUAAUUGGAGGUCAGUUUGACACAUUAAUCUCAAGGAGACAAAACUGUAAAGUCAAAAAAUAAAGUUUCUAAAUAAAUGGUCCCUUUGCUUGCUUUCUACAGAGCAAACUGGUCAGUUUCUGUGCUCCAUUGGUGCUGGUGGUGGGAUAUGCUUUUUUUGGCUCAUUUUGUGUAUUUAGUUUUUUUAUAUUUCUGACUACUGUUAGAAGAGUUUUUGUUUUCCAUGCAAAUUCUGUGUCCUUGAUGAGGACACGUGUGAAAACAGGAUAAUGUUUGAAUAAAGGGAGGGGAAUCUCG
Messenger RNA from Melanotaenia boesemani (Boeseman's rainbowfish), 1711 nucleotides. It is a transcript of the gene sparc, whose product is annotated as secreted protein, acidic, cysteine-rich (osteonectin). Lineage: Eukaryota; Metazoa; Chordata; Actinopteri; Atheriniformes; Melanotaeniidae. The coding region runs from base 145 to 1062 and encodes 305 amino acids. The record is from RefSeq and is a predicted model, not a curated record. Gene Ontology annotation, biological process: anatomical structure development. The transcript is spliced from 10 exons. Gene Ontology annotation, molecular function: protein binding; calcium ion binding; extracellular matrix binding.